This is a messenger RNA of Drosophila obscura, 674 nucleotides long. RefSeq lists its product as uncharacterized. Bases 208 to 597 code for a protein of 129 amino acids. Lineage: Eukaryota; Metazoa; Arthropoda; Insecta; Diptera; Drosophilidae. The transcript is spliced from 2 exons. The record is from RefSeq and is a predicted model, not a curated record.
AAGCAAAAUUGUACUGACUUCCCUUCACUAAGAACAGAAGUCUUUCUGCAAAAAAAGGAGCAAUUUUGCCAAUCUCAUCUAUUAAAUUUGCAUUUAAAGCCUUUGUUUGCAAGCGCAGCUUAUAAUCUUGAACGCCGAGGACAGACAGAGCGAUAUUAGUCUCCUCCCGUACAAAAUUGGUUGCGCUCCCUAGAAAGUUAAAAAAGUAUGUUUUCGCAAAGAAAAAUGGCAAAGUAUGAAUUGAAUGAUGGGCAGGGCGUAAAGCCACCUCGCAACGAGAAGCCAAAUGAUACAGUGAAGAAUUCACCGGAAACGAACGCCCAAGGCAAAGACAACGAGGAUGUUCAGAUUGCAGAGGACACGCGUGCAGCCUUCAAGGGGGCUAGAGAACUGGCCAGCAUUAUCAAGGAUGUAGUAGAGCUGCUCGGCAAACCGAAGUACAAAUUACGCAAAUUCACAUUCGAGCUACGCAAGCCGAAGAAGAAAGUCAUCUCGCAUCUGAUUAAAUCCCGUGAAGCUCCCAAGCUUGACCUAUCCAACGUUAGGAUGUUGAUAAAGGGAUCUAACUGGAUAAUUUUAGAAAUGAUCUCUGAAUAAUCCAAGAAUUAAACAAAAACUGCUUUGAAGUUCGACCUAAAGCUAAUAAAUUUUGAUUCAAUAAGACCUUCAGUAUC